CACCUGCGCUGAUCCUCCUCCUCUUCUUCCUCCUCUUCUUCGCCCGAACGACGACCAAAAAGAGUCAACACCAAACGAGAGAGCCGAAGCCAAAGAUGGAGGAAUGACGAGAGGACCGUGAGCCGACAGACAGACAGACAGACAGGGACCCCGCUGUCGCAGAGGACCCGAGGAGAGAGAGAGAGAGUCACGUCUGACGGGACUUUUGGGGAUUUUCUCCCCGGCAAAGUGGAGCGGACCCCGGGGGAGAGAGACGCCGCGUCCCCCCGACACCAAGUAUGUGAGGGAAUGGCCGCGGAGGACCGCCGCGCUCUGGCGACAUGUUUGUCUCUUCGGUUUCCAGUUUCCUCCAGUGACGGUUGGGCUAACGUCGAGAGCCUAGCCACAAAAAAGUCCUAAAAACGGCGUAAAAAAAUAUUUGUUGGGGGGUAUUUGAAGCUUCCUUUGAAGUGUUCGGCCUCCCAAGGAGGAUUGCUUUUUGGGGGGUGAAGGAGGACGUUUAUUAAUUGUAUUUAUUAUUUAUUUUAAAGAGGCGAGACCCCCACCUCCCCCACCCUUUACAUAAACGCUCGCGUGCCGCUAGUGCUCUCGUUCCGGUAGACCACCCCGCUCCCGCUGGGCAGGUCUGCGGAGUCUCGCGCGCAGACGUACGCAUCUCCAUAUACGCACACCGACCUGGACAUUACCUCACGCGCACGCAUACCCACAUCUCAUGAACACAUAAUUACACAACCCCCCCCCCCCCUCACUCACCCAACCCGCUCACCCUCCACUAUCUGAUGACUCCCCGGCGUAGUGGUGGACGUGGUACGGAACCGACUGUAGCAUCAUCACCACCACCAUCAUCAUCAUCACCUCUCUCAGCACUGCUGUCACCGUCAUCUUCUGCCUCACCGCCACCAUCAUGUCCUCGUCGUCGCGUAAGAUCUCCUCCGAGUCGUUCAGCAGCUCGGUGGGCUCGGACUGCGGGCUCGAGAGCCCCGGUGGAGACGGAGGGGACGUUGGCGCGGAGCCGGCGGCGGAGGAGCGGCGCGGCGGCGGCGGCGGCGGCUGCCCCUUCUCCUCCCUCCACUCGACCCACAGGGCGGCGCUCUGGAACGGCCGCGGCGCAGCCGAGAGGCCGGAGGCGGCGGCGGCCGCAUGCCCGGCGGCGCGCGGGGACCAGCAGCAGGGACCCGGGGGUCCACACAAGAGGGUCACCAGGAAGAGGCGCGUGAACCUGGACUCCCUGGGGGAGAGCCUGAGGCGACUGACCUCACCCACGACUCAGACGGUUCAGGAGGCUCUGCAGAGGACGCUGCACUUCUACCGACAACAAGAGAUCAGGUGUCAGGGCGUCGUCAGCGAGGAGAAGAGAGAAGAGAAGAGUCCGUUUCUAGAGAACUCUGGUUCUGAAGAAGACGUUCUCCAGACCCUCCAGUACAUGGCCACCAUACUGGGAGUCCCGUUCUGCGAGCUGCGGGAGCAUUUCGGAGAGGAGUUCUUCAGCCUCUGCUUCGAGGAGAACGAGCGAGUGCUCCGGGCGGUCGGCGGAAACCUCCAGGACUUCUUCAACGGCUUCGACGCCAUCUUGGAACACAUUCGCACGUCCACGGGGCGCCGCGCCUCCUCCGAGAGCCCCUCCUUCCAGUGCAAGGACCUCUCCGAGGAGGAGAAAGGGAGGAGGACGUUGGAGGAGCGAGGAGGAGGAGAAGGAAGAGGGAAAGUGUUGCUCCUCCAUUGCUUCAACCCCGCCCCCGUCGUGGGCUUGGUGAUGCCGGGCUUCAUCCGGGCUGUCGCCAGGCGGAUCUUUCACUCGGAAGUGGAGGUGGAAGAGGUCCCGCCUCUCACUCCCUUAUUGCCCAAUGAGGACGCGGAACACACGGACGGAGACUCUGCCACGCCCACCUCGUCGCCGUCCCCUCCCUCUCCUUUCCCCACCUCCAUUCCCACGGUGUGCUUGUCCUUCCAGAUCCUGGAGACACGCCCCCCUCCUUCCCUCGCCGCCGCCCCCCCGGCGAACGCCGCCAGACGCCUCUCCUUUUCCACCGACCCGAGCGACCUGUGCAUCGGCCUGGCCACGUUCUGCCGGGUGUUCCCGUUCCACCUGGUGCUCGGCCCCCGCAUGGAGCUGCUGCAGCUGGGGGAGGGGCUUAGGAGGCAGGCUCGCAUCGAGCCUCACCGGAGCCUCUUGUUCAGGGACUUCUUCGAGAUCGUCUCCCCCAAGAUGGCGCCCUCGUUCCAGGGAAUCCUGCAGAGGCUGGCCUCGCCGUUCACCAUCUGCACCAGGCCCGACACCAAGGAGAAGGUGAUGGAGCUGAAGGGUCAGAUGAUCCACGUGCCCGAGUCCUGCUCCCUGAUGUUCCUGGGCUCCCCACGGGUGGACAAGCUGGAGGAGCUCAUGGGCCGAGGCCUCUACCUGUCGGACAUCCCCAUCCACGACGCCACGCGGGACGUCAUCCUGGUGGGGGAGCAGGCCAAGGCCCAGGACGGCCUGAAGAAGAGGAUGGACAAGCUGAAGGCCACGUUAGAGCAGACCCACCAGGCGCUGGAGGAGGAGAAGAGGAGAACCGUGGACCUCCUCUACUCCAUCUUCCCGGGCGACGUGGCUCAGAAGCUGUGGCGGGGUCAGCCGGUGCCCGCCCGUAAAUUCGACGACGUGACCAUGCUGUUCUCGGACAUCGUGGGCUUCACCGCGGUGUGCGCCCAGUGCACGCCCAUGCAGGUCAUCUCCAUGCUCAACGAGCUGUACACUCGCUUCGACUACCAGUGCGGCAUCCUGGACGUCUAUAAGGUCGUUGCUAAUGACCCCCCCUCUCUCCCCCCCCCCCAGCUGCGGGUGGGCAUCCACACGGGCUCGGUGCUGGCCGGCGUGGUCGGGGUGAAGAUGCCCCGGUACUGCCUGUUCGGGAACAACGUGACGCUGGCCAGCAAGUUUGAGUCGGGGAGUCACCCGAGAUGCAUCAACGUCAGCCCCACCACCUACCAGCUGCUGAAGGACGACCGCUCCUUCUCCUUCGUCCCUCGCUCGCGGCUCGAGCUCCCGGAUAACUUCCCCAAGGAGAUCCAGGGGACGUGCUACUUCCUGGAGGCGGGGACGUCCCACAGCCACGCCUCCUUGACCAGCUCUCGCUCCGCCCCCCCGGCCACCACGAGGAAGGUCUCCUACAGCAUCGGCACCAUGUUUCUGAGGGAGACGAGUCUGUAGGACCCCAGGUAUUCAGAGGGAGCCCGAGCACAGGUGCGGGGCGGGAUCUAUUGGGAUAUGCAAGGCCUUCUCAGAUUGGCCUCUAUGAACAAAACUCUUUUCAGAAACGCUCUCAUUAUCGCUGAGAAAAGAACAGCUCGCCUGGUUUCUCUGAGCGACGGAGGCGUGGUUCAGUCCUCGAGGGUCCGGUCCCGCGUGGACUCGUCCCGGAGGAAGCGACCGGCCGACCGGCUCGAUUAGCAGAGGAACCGUGAUCAUGUAAAAACAUGGCGACGGAGCUGAAUACCCGGUUUCUAGUCCUCUCUCCCGAAAUGUACCGUAACGUGGUCCAGGGUGGCGACAAAGGGGGAGGAGACGACACCCCGGGAGAGACCAUUCACACCACCGUGGGGGACGGAGAAAGUGGGGGGGGGGGAAAUCCACUUGUCCAAAGGAAUUACGUCGUAUGGAUUGAAGAUGACUGUAGACCAGGACUGAGGACGAUCCCCCCCCCCUCCUCUGAAACUGUCUCCCUAAACCAUGUCACGCUUCGUCUGACAUCCACACGACACAACUUAGAGAGGACAGAGAGAAAAGGGGUCGUAAAAAAGACAAAAUGCAAAAAACACUCGUGCUAAGCUUUCCUGCUUUUGAGCCCCAGCAAAUUAUAACCAAUCACAAUCCAGACAUCUCAUUGCAGGUCAUAUGUUUAGGACUGAUAAUUAUUCCCAGCUCAGUGCCUUUUCUAACUGCUCCGGUACAAGACGGGUUCAUUUAGAAUAUUUGAACAUAUUUUUGAACACAAGGAGCGCUUCAUUCGUCUUGUCGUACGACUUUUUGUUUAUUUUUACGACGCUUUAUACACACAGAGGUUUAAAUGAGGGAUUUAAAACGACACGUGCCAAAGUUUACGAGCCACCGAGUCCCAACUGGUCGGGUCUUUACUUUCAGGGUUCGUACGGUCAUGGAAAACCUGGAAAAGUCAUGGAAUUUUUGAAAAAAAUGGUUAUUUCCAGGCCUGGAAAAGGCCUUGAAAAAAAAUGUUUGUGCAAAAGUUGGGGAAAGGUCCUGGGAAAUGUUUCAUAUUCAUAUGUUAAUUUACGCUGUUUGAUUAAAAGAAUGAACAUUUAUAUAAGUAUUUAUUCUUUUAAUCAAACUAUUCCCGCACAUUAAUUUGUCAUUUAAGGUUUAUACUUGUGUAUACACGAGAUUUCACUAGAUGUUUGGUCAUGGAAUUUUGGAUGGUUAUUUCCAGGCCUGGAAAAGUCCUUGAAAAAAAAUGUUUGCAGAAAGUCAUGGAAAUGUGUUAUAUUCAUAUGUUAAUUUACGCAGUUUGAUUAAAAGAAUAUACAUGUAUAUACAUAUUUAUUCUUUUAACCCUUGUGUUGCCUUAGGGUCAUUUUGACCCGAAUCAAUAUUACACCCUCCCCCCGCUUUAGGAUUAAUUUGACCCCAUUCAAUGUUUAAUGUCGGUGUUCUUUCGGUAGUCAACAAACAAACAUAAAGUGCCUCACACUUAAACUUGGAAAACAAUAUUAAUUCUAAUAAUUUUCUGGAGGUUUUAAUUGCUGGCGUCAAAUUGAACCCAAAGGGUAAAAUAUGUUAGUAAAUAUAAAGGUAACAGGAGGGUGAAACAUUGAAUCGGGUCAAAAUGACCCAAAGGCGGGGGGAGGGUGUAAUAUUGAUUCGGGUCAAAAUGACCCUAAGGCAACACAAGGGUUAAUCAAACUAUUGUCUCAUUAAUUAAGUUGUAUACUUGUGUAUACACGAAAUUUCACUAAAUGUUUGGUCAUGUCAAUUUGGUUAAAGGUCAUGGAAAGGUCAUGGAAGGUCAUGGAACUCCAUCGGUCAACAUGUGUAUGAAACCUGACUUUUGAGAUGACGAGAUAAAUCAAGCGCUUCUCAAAAUAGUUCAAAUAUUUUAAAUACUAUUAAUCUGUUGCUUUUUUCCAGAUCAACCAAUAAUAAACACAAUAAAGUACCGAUAAUAAAGUACCGAUGAUAUAGUACUGAUGAUAAAGUACUGAUCAUAUAGUAUUGAUCAUAUCAUGAUGUACUAACACGUAAACAUCGUCACGGAACGCAUGCUCCACACGGUUCACAUUUACAUAACUCAGCUUUUUUAAUUGUUUUUUUUUACCAGGUGGUUCUAUUCGUAGACAGAAACCAAAAUGUGACCAACGGACACGGGAGAGUUUAUAAGAGAGGCUUCAUGAACUUUGCAUAUUUGGAUAAUUACUUAAUUUAAUUUGAAUUACAUUAAAAAUGUUUUAUUAUCAAACAAAGGAUUCACAGAGUCGUCAACAUCACAUCCUCAUUAUUGUGUUCUUUCUGAGAAAAUUAUUCUGAAAUGACCCACACAGAACCAUGAAGGUGCCACCUGGAACCGAACAUGGUUCUUCAGAGUGAUGCCAUAGGAGAACCAUUUCUGGCUCCACGAAGAACCUUUCAAACCAGGGUUCUCUAAAGAACCAUGUCCUUAAAAAUAUGAAAAAUAGACUUUAGACUUAAAAUUUUUUUUUUCCAUACUCCCCAAAGUCAUAUCCAAAAAUAACUCAAACCUACUCUUUCAGAUAACGUCCUGUUUUCAUUUAAAUAUACUAUGCAAAAUAAAAUGAAUAACAAACUAACAACGAUAACACUAAAAGAUAAAAACAAUUAUUCAAAGUAUAGUUUUUUAGCCUAAAUAUAUCAGGAACACAAUGCAUUUUAUCUCUGAAUUACGUCAAUUUAUCUACAGUAUCACUUCAUUUAAAGCCAACUUAACAUUUAAAUUACCAGAUUAAUUUGUUUGCUACACCUAGAAAGCAGCUUCACAUUUCAUCCAAAACUUUCAUGUUUUUUGUGAUAUUCUAGAGAACCAGAAUCUGCAACAACGACCUGAGACAUCAGCGAAACAUCAGAAGAUUUCUCUUCAUAGUGACGUGCCUAAAAGGUCCAAUAGGUUCAAUAUAUAUAAUAAUAUAAUUUACAAAUACAUUAGAAUAGUUCAUCUUUUCACAAACGUCCGUGAGAAGUUUCCGAGUCUUAUAUUUUGCCCUGAUGAUGAAGUAAAGUAUAACUAAAGGUCUCGUGGAUACUUAAAAGAGUCUGUAAAUCCAUUUGAGGCAAAUCCAAAACCCAACAUGGACAUCUCAACUCAUCAGAAGUAACUCGCAUAAAAAGAACAUAGAAGUAACACUUUGACGUCACUCAGGCCAGAUGCCUCAUAGGGUCCCUCAUUUCCCACAGUACGUAAUGAUAGCUAUAAAAAGCUACACAAUGCUAGCGGUUUGACCACGGAUGAGCUCAGAUCUUUCUUAUAUAUAUAUAAUUAUAUAUUUCUUGGGGUUUCUGAUGUAGCCAGAGAAUAUCUGGGCAAACACUUCCUUUUCCAUGUGUUUUUUUUGCCGUCCGAUGAGCAACUUGAGAGGCGGAACUAGACGACGGAUACAACGGGGUUGAUUCACAAGCAGCCCGUUUAAAAUCUGAUUUCAAACCCAUAAAAAGCCAAAUCACUUUCAGACGAUAGAAGUUCGCAUAGACCUUUUACCCUUCAUUGAAAGACUCAAUACUACAGAGACGACCAAGGGGAACCAGAACAACAUCUGGUCCUGUGGCCUAUAGAGAUUGGACAGUACAUAAAAAGCCAAAUCACUCUUAGACGAUUGAAGUGCGUAUAGACCUUUUACCCUUCAUUGAAAGACUCAAUAAUACAGAGACGACUAUGGUAAACCAGAACAUCUGGUCCCAUAGAGACUUGAGUUGCUGUUGCGAGACGACAGAUACAACUGGGUUUAUCCUCAAGCAGCCAGUUUAAAAUCUGAUUUCAAACCCAUAAAAAGCCAAAUCAUUCUCAGACAAUAGAAGUUCGUUUAGACCUUUUACCCUUCAUUAAAAGACUCAAUACUACAGAGACGACCAAGGGGAACCAGAACAACAUCUGGUCCUGUGGCCUAUAGAGAUUGGACAGUACAUAAAAAGCCAAAUCACUCUUAGACGAUUGAAGUUCGUAUAGACCUUUUACCCUUCAUUGAAAGACUCAAUAAUACAGAGACGACUAUGGUAAACCAGAACAUCUGGUCCCAUAGAGACUAGAGUUGCUCUUCUGAGACGACGGAUACAACUGGGUUUAUCCUCAAGCAGCCAGUUUAAAAUCUGAUUUCAAACCCAUAAAAAGCCAAAUCACUUUCAGACGAUAGAAGUUCGCAUAGACCUUUUACCCUUCAUUGAAAGACUCAAGAAUACAGAGACGACCAAGGGGAACCAGAACUUGCCUGGCCUAUAGAGACUACUCAGUACAUAAAAAGGAUCCUACUUUGCAUCGUAUCACGCAGUUAAACAAAUAAAUACACAUAAUUUAGGGUUUCCAUAAGGCAGUUGAACCGCUCUUAAGUGUAUGUAAGAGGGUUUCUAUCCAAAGAGACGCUUCCUUGUGGUUUCCUACAUGCGUUCACGUGUCCUAAAGGAAUCAACCGUAGCAUAAAUGUUAUUCCGUGUCUCGGCUAAAGAAAGGACAUUUUACACCAGCAUCGCACGAACCCGACUGUGAGUUCUCAGCAUGUUGUUCAACGUUCUGGUCCGAUCUCCGCGUCGUGCUGAGGGGUUGCAGAUCCUGGUUUUCUACUCGUCGUCACUAAUGGAGCGUUGAACCUCCCACUGUAGGUCACCAACACACACACAUCCAUCACAGAGUCAAUACAAGUGCUAAACAAUGAGUAUGAGGGUAGUCAGGGAGUGUGUGUGUGUGUGAAACGACAUAAGAACGUAAUAAUUUUGUUAAUUAACGGCCCGUUGUACUUGUAACAACUCUGUACAAUUCAGAUCUAUUUAAUAAAUUGAACUAUGGAAAUUGUUUUAACAUCAGCUGAUUUUGUUUUGGGAGAAUAUUUCACAGAUUUUUUGAUUUUUUAAAAGUGUUUCACUUCUUUGUUUCAGAUGCUUUAUGUCCUCUAACCUUCAUCCCGUCUUCUUUCAACAAUUCUAGGGAAGAAGACACUAAUGUAUUUCUUUUAAAUAAAAUGUUCCGAGAGGU
Molecule: messenger RNA, 8180 nt
Organism: Pseudoliparis swirei
Lineage: Eukaryota; Metazoa; Chordata; Actinopteri; Perciformes; Liparidae
Gene: gucy1a2
Product: guanylate cyclase 1, soluble, alpha 2
Exons: 8
Coding region: 905-3187 (760 amino acids)
Biological process (GO): cGMP biosynthetic process; response to oxygen levels
Cellular component (GO): guanylate cyclase complex, soluble
Molecular function (GO): guanylate cyclase activity; heme binding
Source: RefSeq, a predicted model, not a curated record